Molecule: messenger RNA, 613 nt
Organism: Diospyros lotus (date-plum)
Lineage: Eukaryota; Viridiplantae; Streptophyta; Magnoliopsida; Ericales; Ebenaceae
Exons: 1
Coding region: 34-492 (152 amino acids)
Cellular component (GO): chloroplast thylakoid
Source: RefSeq, a predicted model, not a curated record
AUCCGAGAAGAUGAGCUAAGAACAGCUGGGCCAAUGGCUUCCACAAGUUUGCACGUCCUGGCGCUCCGUCGACUGCACUACGCGCCUCCAAUCUCCUCCACGGCGCACCCUCCUAAACCUGCGCAACCUUCGAGCACAACCGCGCUUCCCGGCCGGAGGCAGUGGUUGCUCUUGCUGACGGCGACGACGACGCUGAAGGCGGCGGAGCUGCCGUCGAGGGCGGAGGACAUUCCGCUGUUUGGACUCCGGAAGAAGCUGAAGCAGGCGGAGGAGGAAGCCGAGGAGGUGAUCAAGGAAGGCAUCGAGACGGCGGAGAAGGAGAUCCAAGCUGCGGAGAGGGGAAUCGAGACGGCGGAGAAGGAAAUCGAAACGGCGGUGAGCUUCGGGAGCUUGGCGCAGGCGGUGGCGGUGGCGGCUGCGGAGGCUAUCGGACUUGUGAUCGCUACUUUGGUUGUGAACAGCAUUUUAGGACCCGAAGGUCAGAAAUCAUGAAGGAAUGUAAAAGUAACUGUGGAAGAUGAUGAAUAGAAUAUCCGCUUUUGAUUGAAGAAUAAGUUGUAAUGGAAUGUAUGUAAGUCGACAAGUGGGAAUUUCGUUUCAAUUUUUGAUACCA